AUAAAUAAGUUGACAUAAAGAAAGCAUAAAAUAAGGCAGAGCCUUUUCAUAGCCAGAAUUUUUAGUAAAAAAUACAACAGUGAUAAGCAUACAUCACCUCUGAAGAUCCAUGGAUUCAAACGUGUCAACAAAUGCAAAAUCAAAUCCGGCCAAAUACUCAUUUCAAUUAACAACUCCAUCUGAUGCGGAAAUUGGAUUUCUAAGCACUUCAAACGAUUUAACAUCUGUUGAGCUUACCACGCCAUCUCUCAAGUCGAAAAAUGCAGUUGAAAGGAUCAGAGGCUCCUCGUCAUUCAGUGGGAGAAGGUCUUCAGUGACUCCCUAUGGAAAUCGAGUGUCUCGGGGCCCUACAAGCAAAACACCACGUCCCUCGGUUACCCCAAGACAUCUAGAUGCAAGCACUCUUGUCGCUAUAGUCGAAGGACGUGGUUUGGCAAAAGGAGAAAUUGGAAUGGCUGCAAUUGACCUUAAAGGAUCUGAGAUGACUCUUUUCCAAUUUUCAGAUGGAGCAUCAUACAUGAGACUGCUUACAAAACUGAAUAUCUUAUCGCCAAUCGAGAUUCUUAUGCCAAGCACCGCCUGCGAAAAUGGCAAAAUGGCAACGCUGUUCGAUCUCUUACGGGAGAGAUAUCCGAAUACCAACUUAACAACGGUUCAAAGGCGUUACUUCAAUGAAACUGCAGGUUUACAAUACAUAAAGGAUCUUUGUGCUCCUGAGUAUGCAACUGUUGAAAUCGCUGUUAGAAGCAAAUAUUACUGCCUGGCUACAGCUGCUGCGUUGCUGAAGUACGUUGAGUUCAUACAAAAUGUUGUCUACGCUCCUAACUCAUUAAAGGUUGUUUUCAAAGGAAGUGAAAAUACAACUAUGAUUGACACAUCAGUAGCAAAGAAUCUGGAACUGGUACAAAAUACUAAAGAUUCAAGAAGCAGCCAUUCACUGUUUGGCAUUAUGAAUCACACAAAAACUCCAGGUGGAUCACGAUUGUUGAGAGCAAACAUUCUUCAACCUCCCUGUGAUUUGCAGACAAUAGAUGUAAGAUUAAGCUGUAUUGAAGAACUGAUGGAUAAAGAAGAAUUGUUUCUCAAUCUUCAAGCAGUGCUUUCAAAGUUUCUGGACAUAGAGCAUCUGAUAUCACUGUGCAUACAAAUUCCAAAGAAAGAAGAUGUCAAAGCAGCCGAGACACGAAUAACAGAGAUUAUCUACUUAAAGCACACACUAGAACUGGUAGAGUCUCUCAAAGAUGUGAUCAAAGAGGGAAAGAAUCCACUAUUUGUCAUUUACACAGAGGCAUUAGAAGAUGAAAGAUUUAGCCUUCUGCUUGAAACAAUACAGACAGUGAUUAACGAAGAAACCAUGCUUCAGAAGGGUACUCUCAACAUGAGAACCCAGAAAGUUUUUCUCAUCAAGCCUGGUAUCAACGGAAUGCUGGAUGUUGUAAGAAAGGUGUACACGGAAUGUAUCGAUGACAUUGCAGAGCUUAUAAAGCAACUUUCUGACCGUUAUGGUAUGACCUUGAAGCCUUCGUACAGUGUUGGUCGUGGAUUUUUCAUUCAGAUAUGCGACAAUGUUCCCAUUGACUCGCUUCCUGAUUUCUUUAUCAAAAUUGUGAAAACAAAGUCUCUCGUUACUUGCACAACAGAUGACUUGAUCAAAAUGAAUGGCCGCGUGACUGAAGCGCUCAAUGAAAUUUACCUUCUGACUGCAAUGGUUAUCUCUGAGCUAAUGGUUAAUAUACGAAAGUACAUUAGCUGCAUGCAUAAGCUGGCUGAGGGUGUCUCAAUUCUUGAUUUGAUUGUUUCCUUCACUCACGCAUGUUCCAUAUCAAACUAUGUGCGACCGGAGUUUACUGACACAUUGGCUAUAAAGAGCGGACGACAUCCAAUUCUAGACAAAAUAAGCAGUCCUGGAUCAGUUAUCCCCAAUGACAUUUAUGCGUCUGAAGCAAGCUGUUUUAUCAUCAUGACAGGACCAAACAUGAGCGGCAAAUCUACAUACCUGAAGCAGAUUGUGUUGUUGCAAGUCAUGGCACAGGUUGGUUCCUUUGUCCCAGCUGAGUAUGCAUCCUUGAGGCUUGCUGAUCAAAUUUUUGCUAGAGUUGGCACUGACGACGACAUCGAAACAAAUUCAUCAACUUUCACCCUGGAGAUGAAAGAAAUGAACUACAUUUUGAAGAAUGCAAGUGACAAAUCAUUGAUAAUAAUUGACGAAUUAGGAAGAGGGACGAGCGUUGAUGAGGGAAUUGGCAUAUGUUACAGCAUAUGUGAACAUUUGUUGCAGAUCAAGGCAUUCACAUUCUUCGCAACACAUUUCAUGGAACUUUGUAACUUAGAGACGAUGUAUCCUUGUUCAGAAAACUAUCACAUGACUGUUCACAGAUCUGACGAGAGUGAGAUGCCGAGCCUUGUAUUCAAUCAUGUUCUUUCAAAAGGAAGGACACAACAAACCAACUAUGGUAUCAGCCUUGCUAAGAUGUCAUCUUUGCCAGAGAGUUUGAUUGAAACAGCAAUGACCAUUUCUAGCAAUAUCAGAAAUCGUGAAAACAACGUGCAUGGAGAAGUACCACAAGAGGCAAGAAAGAGGAGGGCCAUUUUUCGACUAGGAACUCGCUUACUCCAAGUUGCACAGCAUUCAAAGUUAGACGAUGUUGCGCUGAGGGUUUACCUUGAAGGCUUAAAAAGGCACUACAUGCAAGAGAUUCAAAGCUCAAAGGAAAACACCAAUAGCUAACCGGACAAAAAUGUGGCCAAAACACACGACGAAGCAGAAAAGGUCUCUAUUUUGCUGUAUAUGUUGUUAAUGAAGAGUCUUGCUUGAAAGUUGGAACUAACAUUAACAAUGUACCAAUGAACUAAGCAUUUUCCAGUA
Messenger RNA from Rhopilema esculentum, 2866 nucleotides. RefSeq names its product mutS protein homolog 4. Lineage: Eukaryota; Metazoa; Cnidaria; Scyphozoa; Rhizostomeae; Rhizostomatidae. Gene Ontology annotation, molecular function: mismatched DNA binding; ATP binding; ATP-dependent DNA damage sensor activity. Gene Ontology annotation, biological process: mismatch repair; reciprocal meiotic recombination. The record is from RefSeq and is a predicted model, not a curated record. Gene Ontology annotation, cellular component: nucleus.